Messenger RNA from Labrus mixtus (cuckoo wrasse), 3061 nucleotides. Its product is annotated as secretagogin-like. NCBI's taxonomy places the organism in Eukaryota, Metazoa, Chordata, Actinopteri, Labriformes, Labridae. The coding region runs from base 1858 to 2676 and encodes 272 amino acids. Gene Ontology annotation, biological process: regulation of long-term synaptic potentiation; regulation of presynaptic cytosolic calcium ion concentration. Gene Ontology annotation, cellular component: terminal bouton; nucleus; synapse. The record is from RefSeq and is a predicted model, not a curated record. Gene Ontology annotation, molecular function: calcium ion binding. The transcript is spliced from 12 exons.
CUGACCGUGUUUAGCAUCUGCAGGGUCACGUCUCAGACUGUGACGGUAUCUCUGUUCUGCAGGUUAACUGAAGCGCCUACAUCAGACCCGUGUGGAGAUCUGACUGCUCAGAAUAACUGUCCACACUUUGGUUUCACUAAACCAAAGAGAGUUCAGACUUCCGCAGUAAAAACAAUAUAGAUCUAUAUUUACCAAACCUGCCUUCUGAUUCUGACUGCUGAACUUUGAACUCUAAUUAAAUAUCCUCAUGCACACGUUGACCUUCAGCAUUCAUUAAGAGGCCUUUUGUACAAUCAGAAAUAUUCUGUGUAUUAUAGGAAGCCAUAAGUGUGUUGAUGUCCUUUAUUUCAUAGACGGAGAUGUCCUCGUCUUUUCCUGCACGCUGACUUGUCUCAGCGCUCCUAAUGUGACCACACACCUGAUCACACCUGAUCACACUUCCUCUGCAGGUGAACAUUUGGUCCAAAAGUUCUGCACGUCACGUUGACUUUAAACUUUUAUUCCCACAUUUAAGAAUCAGUUUUCAUGCUGAACAUCACGACGUAGGUUCAGUUCUGCAGACUUCUCUAACUGGCAGUUUUCCACAGGACCCGUGUGUGCAUUGCUCCGUCUCCACCGUGGUUUCUCUCUGUCCGGCGGCAAGCGCUCUCCCGGAUGGGCUCUCCCGUUUGUGGAGGGUUAGUGCAGUGGAGCGUAGCCAUGAGCAGAUAGGCGUGUUCAGCGCCUGUUUUGGCAUAAUGUUGAGGAAGUGAUAGAAUAUACGUUCAGCAGUCUGCAUGUUGUGUUUUAUUUAGAAGUCGACCGGACGCUCUGUGCGUUUACUCGUCUGACUUUCUGUCUGCUCUGUCCAGCUUGACCCGUGCUUGCAGCGAGCUCUGUCCUCAGCUUUAACUUCCCGUUGGACAUGUCACUCAGCUUUAACUUCCUGUUGGACAUGUCACUCAGCUUUAACUUCCCGUUGGACAUGUCACUCAGCUUUAACCUCCCGUUGGACAUGUCACUCAGCUUUAACCUCCCGUUGGACAUGUCACUCAGCUUUAACUUCCCGUUGGACAUGUCACUCAGCUUUAACCUCCCGUUGGACAUGUCACUCAGCUUUAACCUCCCGUUGGACAUGUCACUCAGCUUUAACUUCCCGUUGGACAUGUCACUCAGCUUUAACUUCCCGUUGGACAUGUCACUCAGCUUUAACUUCCUGUUGGACAUGUCACUCAGCUUUAACUUCCUGUUGGACAUGUCACUCAGCUUUAACUUCCUGUUGGACAUGUCACUCAGCUUUAACUUCCUGUUCUUCUGUCACUGGUGGAUCAUCUGUACAUAUGUAAAUAAAUAUCGUGUCUUAAAGAGGUUUUAUCAUAGACUGUUCUUAUUGGUUUAUAAUUAUUAUCAUAUAAGUGUAAUAUUGGAUUAUGAUUUUAAACAUGUGGGGUUUUUUAUGUUGAUGGGAAAAUUGGACUUUUUAAUGAAUGAAUAAUACAUUUUAUUGUUGAUAUUUCUGUAUUUGUUUGUUUAUAUCAAUAAAUCCUAUUUCACUGUUUACACUGUACACUCUCUAACGCACACACACACGCGCACACACACACACGCACACACACAUCCCACCCCCUUUCUCUCUCUACCCCACACACACUCUCUCUCUCUCUCUCUCUCUAUUUCCUUUACACACACACUCUCUAUCCCCCCACUCUUUGCCUCUCUCUCGCCUCCCUCCUUUAUAUUCGAGCUGCGGAAUCCGGUUUGAUUCCGGGGAUAUCUGAGACCUCACCGUACCUCACACAGAACAUUUUUCCCCUUUGUUUUUAUUUUCCUUCCUGUUUGGUCGUCCCCAUCUCCUCCUCUGGACUCGUCUUCAGCACCAUGGACAGCACCGCGGAGAGGCUGGACGCUGCAGGAUUCUUACAGACCUGGCAACAGUUUGACAUCAAGGAUAACGGGUUCAUAGAAGAGAAGCAGCUGGACGCCUUCUUCCAAAGCAUUCUGGGAAAAUCUGAGAUGAAGAUGGAGGAGAUGACCGCGGACAGAAUCCGACGACUGAGGGAGAGUCACCUGUCUUCACCGGGCGACACAGACAACAGAGGUCUGCACAUACACGAGCUGGCCGCCAUGAUUCUUCCAGAGGAGGAGAACUUCCUGCUCCUUUUUCGCCGUGAGACGACGCUCGACAACAGUGUGGAGUUCAUGAGGAUUUGGAGAAACUACGACACAGACAGCAGCGGCUUCAUCUCAGCCAAUCAGCUCAAGGGCUUCCUUCAGGACCUUUUCCUCGAACAUCGGCGGUCCAUCACACCCGACAAACUGGAGGAGUACACCGUCACCAUGAUGAAGAUGUUUGACAAAAACAAAGAUGGCCGACUGGACCUGAACGACCUGGCCAGGAUUUUAUCCCUGAAGGAGAACUUCUUACUCAAGUUCAAGAUGGACGCUUGCAGUCAAGAGGACCGGAAGAGAGACUUCGAGAAGAUAUUCGCUCACUAUGAUGUUAGUAAGACAGGUGAGUUGGAGGGUCCUGAGGUUGAUGGCUUCGUGAAGGACAUGAUGGAGCUGGUGAAGCCCAGCAUCAGCAGCACUGACCUGGACCGGUUCAGGAAAGCUCUGAUGCAUCACUGCGACAUCAAUGGAGACGGAAAGAUCCAGAAGAACGAGCUGGCUCUGUGUCUGGGCCUCAAACACAGCUAAUAGAGUCUCAAACACAGCUAACAGUUUCAUUCUCCAUCAGUGUUCCCCUUUAACCUCCACUUCUUUACCUUUUAACACACAAUAUUUAUUCUGCCCACCCGUCUGUCUCUUCCCCAUCUUCAUCUUUCUGCCCCUCAGUUUGGUGUUGGAUGGAUACCACAUUAAAUUACAUGAUAUUAUUUUUAUUAUGAGCACAGUAAAUGUCCGUCAGACAUCCGAUAAAUGUGGAUUUAAAUGCAGCCAUGAUGAAUCCACAGGUUAUAGUUGGGGUUUUAUUAAUGUAUGCCGUGCUUCUUCUUUAUCCUGUGAUGAUAUGAAAAUGUUUGCAUGAAAACAUGAAUGUCAAAAUGAUAAAUGAUGUUUAAUAAAAGUUAUUUCAUCUUUG